AUGAGUGACGAUGAAUGUCCAGAGCUUAUUAGCGCCAAAGUGCCGGUGACAAUAUUAACAGGUUUUCUGGGUAGUGGAAAAACAACGCUGCUCCAUUAUGUACUUUCAGCCGAGCACAAUCUUCGCAUUGCGGUUAUUGUGAAUGAGUUUGAAUUUGGUAAAACAAUUGAAAAAGGAUUAACGCUUAAGAGUUCACAGAAACCUGAUGAUGAGUGGUUAGAGUUAAAUAACGGCUGUAUGUGUUGUACAGCCCAAACUCAAACCGUACAGGCAUUAGAGACGCUUAUGAUGAAAAAAGGAACUUUUGAUUUGGUGCUUGUGGAGACUUCCGGUCUGGCGGAUCCCGCUCCUGUGGCUGCGAUGUUCUGGCAGGAUGAGGCCGUCUGCGGUACUCUCUAUCUUUCUGGUAUUCUCACGCUGGUGGAUGCGAAGAAUAUCUGCAAAUACUUGCAGGAUCCGGAGGUCUCUGGAGAAGCCACUCGACAGAUCCUCAUGGCGGACCGUAUUGUGUUAAACAAGUGUGAUAUCGCAACAGAGGAGGAGCAGCGAGAGGCGCUUGCGGCGGUGCGAGAAAUUAAUCCAGUGGUGCAAGUCAUGCACUCAUCGUAUUCACGAUUGGAUAAUCUGCGGGAGAUUCUCUUUUUGAAUACAACGCGACAAGCACUGGAACUUGAGCAUCUCCACCGCGAUGGUCCUUCUACCAUCUCCGCCGUCUCAUUGGAGUUUUUUGAGCAUCCAAACUAUUUAGCUCUCCGCGAUCUCCGUGAUUUUGAUAUGCUCUGCAGAGAUCUCUUAUAUAAAGAGCAUCAUCCACCCUUUGAGGUGGUGCGCUGCAAGGCGGCAAUAUGGGUGAAAAAUGAUAGUAGUAGUGAUAAUAAUGAUAAAAAGAAGAAGGGAGAGUUUUCUCUCAUGCAGCUUCAAACGAUUGGAGAACUGUUCGAUGUGACACCGAUGGAGGGACAAAGUGUUCCGUUGGGGUGUUCACGAGCACUUAUACUUGGUAAGCGACUUGACAGUAACGUUCUAAGGAAUAUUUUCCUUCAGUACUUGCGGAAUGAUGCGGAUUAA
Trypanosoma theileri is the source of this 1068-nucleotide messenger RNA. RefSeq names its product putative nucleotide binding protein. The record is from RefSeq and is a predicted model, not a curated record. The transcript has a single exon. Gene Ontology annotation, cellular component: cytoplasm. Lineage: Eukaryota; Euglenozoa; Kinetoplastea; Trypanosomatida; Trypanosomatidae. The coding region runs from base 1 to 1068 and encodes 355 amino acids.